Chara braunii is the source of this 1412-nucleotide messenger RNA. Lineage: Eukaryota; Viridiplantae; Streptophyta; Charophyceae; Charales; Characeae. The record is from the annotation of a GenBank genome assembly.
GCGAAACAGCGACAGGAAUAGGAGGGGGAGGACGAGGAAGAAGCAGGUGACGAGCAGGAGCAGAAGAAUAGCAGCAGCAGCAGCAGCAGCAGAAGAAGAAGAAGAAGAAGAAGAAGAAGAAGAAGAAGUGGAGGGGGAGAUCAACCAUGGCAGGGAUGGUUGGUGAAGAGGAUGGGGUAUGUGGCAAGAGCCAUGAGGUGGGAAAUGGUAGUGGAACAAAGAUGGGUCUUCCGGGGUUGAGUGUGGAUAAGCUAGGAGGAAAUGGUUCUAUACUCAGCGUCAAUUUUUCUGUAGAAACCCAAGCCGUCCACUCACUCCCGUGUUCUAUACAGUUCAAUGGUCCAGCAUCAGUUUCCAAGUACCUCGUCCCCAAGGAGACCGACAUGAUCAUAGAUGGGCUUCAGGUUAAAGAAGCUGCUUUUCGUGGACGCAAGCUGCUCGGUACAACCAUUCCUUUGCCCAACGGCUAUGGCGGGAUCGUGCUCAGCAAUGUUUCUGCUGCUGGUUCUUCUUCUGUUUCAUCAUCUUCUUCCGCUGCUGCUUCUUAUACAUCUGCCACGUGUUCGAAUCGGCUCCCUUCUUCUGCAAGCUCUGUGGCUCGCAGGAAGAAGGGAGUCGAUUCGAACGCUUGGCAGACGGAUUGUGCCUUCGAUCGGCUGACGUAUUGGAAUCAUGAUGUCCCUCCCACAAGCGGCGAUGCCAUUAAGCGAGCCCUAGACUGGUUGGUCUUGGCAGAUGCAAUUCAUUCUCCUGUCCAACCUGAGGAAGUGGAAGCUGCCAUCAAAUUGGCGGCAGCAGAUUGCAUUGCUGUAGGUACCAAGCGCAAAGCAGCCAACCUGUAGUCUUCUAGAGUGGUGGAAUCCCCCCCAUCCUCCAUUCAUGGUGGCGAUUUGAUGUUGAAGUUAGUCCGAAACGGAAUGAGACCCUAAAGUGCGAUUGAACUGCAAUCCGUAGGAAAUGCUGUGGAUUUGGAAGAGCGGCAUGGGCACAAAAAAAGGGAGAACGACAAAACACAGUCAUGAAAGAAGACCUAGCCAUCACCGCACUUGGCUGGCGGAACAUGAGGAGUUUCAGCAGCUAUGGCGCCAGACCAGACCCGACCUUGUCAGGGACAGGGACUUACUGCUUGGAAUGGUGGUGAUUGGUGGCAAAUUGUUUGUGUGAAAAGACGUCAGCUUUACGUUGUGUCUUUCCCAUGGUCCAGUCAGACAGACGGGAUAACAGUAUAGGUUGCUGGAGGGUGGGUAGGUGAGGAAGAAGAGGAUAACACUCUGUUCCUCUGUUGCCAAAGAGAACGUUGAUGGACACACAAUGGGCCUAGCUCAGUUGGUACACCCAUGAACUGCUGAAAUACAGGCCCAGGCUCAAAUCCAGAUGCAAUCAGAUGAACCGAACAAAUAAGUAAUUCUGAA